CUGACAAUAACAAGCGAGUAUUCUGAACUCGCAGGAAGCUGGCCUGUUUAAAUGUUCGUGACCCAUGAGAAGGGCAUAUAAGAAGCCAUGGCACUCCCUUUUCAAAAAGAGCUGGAGAAAUACAAGAACAUUGAUGAAGAUGAGCUUCUUGGCAAACUCUCAGAAGAGGAGCUGAAACAGUUGGAAAAUGUCCUUGAUGACCUAGAUCCCAAGAGCGCACUGCUACCAGCUGGAUUCCGACAGAAAGACCAGACCCAGAAGGCAGCCACUGGCCCGUUUGAUCGCGAGCACCUCCUCAUGUACCUGGAGAAGGAGGCUUUGGAACAGAAAGACAGGGAAGACUUUGUGCCCUUCACUGGAGAAAAGAAAGGAAGAGUCUUCAUCCCCAAAGAAAAGCCCAUAGAAACUCGUAAAGAAGAAAAAGUGACCCUUGACCCAGAACUGGAAGAAGCUUUGGCCAGCGCCUCCGACACCGAGCUCUAUGAUCUUGCAGCUGUUCUUGGAGUACACAAUUUACUGAACAAUCCAAAGUUUGAUGAAGAAACAGCCAGCACUAAAGGUGGCAAAGUGCCUGUGAGAAAUGUGGUCAAAGGUGAGAAGGUCAAGCCAAUAUUUGAGGAACCACCCAAUCCUACCAAUGUGGAAGUAAGUCUGCAGCAGAUGAAAGCCAAUGAUUCCAGCCUGCAAGAAGUCAACCUCAACAACAUUAAGAACAUUCCAAUUCCAACCCUGAAGGAAUUUGCAAAAGCUCUGGAAACCAACACUCACGUAAAGAAGUUCAGCCUGGCUGCAACCCGUAGCAAUGACCCUGUCGCGAUUGCUUUUGCAGAUAUGCUGAAAGUAAACAAGACCUUGAAAAGCCUAAACAUCGAAUCCAAUUUUAUCACUGGGACCGGGAUCCUGGCCCUGGUGGAGGCAUUGAGAGAGAAUGACACCCUGACAGAGAUCAAGAUCGACAACCAGAGACAGCAGUUGGGAACAGCUGUGGAGAUGGAAAUUGCCCAGAUGCUCGAGGAGAAUUCAAGGAUCCUCAAGUUUGGCUAUCAAUUUACCAAGCAAGGGCCUCGGACAAGGGUGGCAGCCGCCAUCACAAAGAAUAAUGACCUGGUUCGUAAAAAGCGAGUUGAAGGAGACCGAAGGUAAACUUCCGCAAGAGGAGGCAAAGUUGCACCAUGGUGGCCAUUUAAAAAUAAGCAAGCAAAAACUCUUCUCCUUUCCGAUCAGGACCAUUUUAUCCAAGGUUGUGCAUUUCCGUUAACCACCCAGCUAAUCAUUUAAUUCUUGUUCUUUUUUAGCACUACUUAUUUAUCUUGGAUUUUUUAAUAUAUACAAUUGUCUCAUUUGCUCACGGGCACUUCUGGCAACUCACACCAGUGGACUUCAGCAGAUCUUAGUGGGUAACAGCAAUUGAAAAUUACUUAACCACUUUCAUAUUGGGUUGUCUGUCUUUCUUACAUGAACUUUUUUUUUAAUCACUGAAAGGAGUUUAGUAUAUACAUGUAUUUGUAACUGUGAUUACGAUAGAGGCCUAUCUCUGUUUACAUGCAUAGCUUUGAGUUAGGCUAAAUACAUCAGAAGUAUUCUUCUGACCACAUAAGAAGUUAGUAUUGCCAAUCUUCACUGGGUGAGAAAAUGUGACCAACUUGGCACAAAUUCUCCCCUAGUUCCAGAAAAAUCACUAAAUGCACAUGCCCCACUGUUUGAAGAAGUGUACUAUAAAUGCACGCGUCCCACUCUUUGAAGAUCAGUGGUAUCAUCUUCCUGAAAGCAAGGCAGCAUUAUGAUACUUUAAUACAGCAUCAGCAAAUAAGUCUGAAAUAGUAACCCAUGAGUAGUCUUCAAGGCAGACUUACAGGCAGCAAAAUUAAUUAGCACACCUACCUUUAUUGAUUAUUCAACAUAAAUUCGAUCUUUAACAUGACUCUAAUAGAUAACUUUUUACAAAGCUGUUUUAAACUUUUCCAAACGUGAUGGGAAAUUUUUAAAUUUUAGAAAGAGGCCAGCUUUUAAAACAGUACAUUCCUCAAUAAAACAAUAAUAAUUGCACCUUAGUCAGAGUUGUCUGAUACAUAUGAUUGCAUCAUUUUGGCAAAUUUCAGAAGCAUUUAUUGCUUUAUCUUUAGUGUGACAAGAUCACAGAACGAAUUGUGAAUGUUCAAGUUACUUAUACAGACGUUUGUACCUAUGGCAUGAUCUAUCCAGACCUUUGCAGACAUCAGGGAAAAAAUGUGAUUUAUCGCUUCUCCAAAUGUUUGUCUUCUCAAGGACAAAGCCUGUGAAUGUACAACUGAGAUGAUUGUAUGGUUGUGUGCAGUGACUUUUCAUCUAGCCGUGUGACAGUGUGAUGCUAAGCUAAGGAAACAUAGGACUACAGCGUUUGGCGCAAGCUCACAUCCCUUGGAUGACAGUGCCUGAGGAUGUCCUUGGUGGCACUCUGACACUGCCUCAGGCACCUCUCCCUCUCUCCCUUUCUUCUCUCUUCUCCCCUCUCUUCCAUCCAACUCUUUCUCUUUUCUCUUCUUUUGUCUGAAAUUCUGAGCCUUGUAAAGGCAACAUCCCUUGUGCUGGUGACACCUGGAGCUAAAGAGAUUGCUGACUCAAAAGAAGAUGGGCCCAAGUCCGAAUCUGUUUAGUUCCUGAGUUGCUUGAUAGUAGUAAAACAAGCUAAUGGGAAAACACUGUGUGCAGUAUUCUAGUUAGCCCGUAAAGCACAUGGAAUCUGGUUAGGAGAGAUAGCCUUCAUAAAAGUGGACAUUUACCUGUAUUAUAAGAACUCACAUCCAUAUCUCUAAAAUCCUUUGAAAUAUCUCAUUUUCUUGACAAUAUUUUACGUUUUUUGAGGGAAUAAUGAGCAGAAUAUGUUGAUAUAUUUCGAGUCCUAACAGUCCUUUAAUUAGCUUUUGACUUUCUCUCUAAAAAACAUGGUAAAUACCAUUUGAUGGUUUUCAGUUUGAUUUUUCCUCCCCCCUUACUCAUUUAGGUGUGGUGUGUUGAAGCCAACUCAUACAGGCUUUCCAAUUAUUAAAUUUUCAAGAAUUUUGCAAACUUGUUAAAUACUGCCGUUAUUAAAAAUUAAAUGGCAUGCAUUUACAAUUAAGUUAUUUUAAAAACAAGAGUAAUACUCAAAAAUACCUUUUAAUUUUCUUUGCUCUUGAGAUCAUUCAGAUCUAUUGUGUCUGUAUGACAGAAAUACUGCAUAAUGAUGUACUGUUGGGCAUCUCUUUCCAAGUCAGAAGUUUAGGACUUCUUGCUGGUAAUUUGAACUUGGCGAUAGUGGGAGUACUUACAUUAUGGAAAUUAGCAAAUGUUACAAACCAGGACAUUUUCCCCCCCUAGGUUGCUGGUUGAUAAACAUUCAUCAGCACACCACAGGGUAGAAUGUACACAUUUCUUUUUUUGUAUACAAAUGUUUUGGUUACCAUGUUGCCAAAGGGAAGAACCUUUCUUUUACGUGUCUUUCUCCUAUCCCUUUAGAUUUGUUGCAGAUAUAUUGUAAGUGCUGAGUCCCUGACAGGCCCUUCAAGUAAGACUUUCUCCUUUCUUUCCUCACUCGCUGUCUUCCUUGCCUUCCCCUCUAUGAAAUCCUGUGUCCUACAGAGUGUUCCCUGCAGCCCCAAGGACUGGGGCCUAAAGCAGUUCCUGACAAACUCUGGCAGAAAGCAAGAAAAAAAGUCAGAAUUUGAUGGUGACUGUGCUGUGGUUGUUGAUAGUAUUAACAAAAUUUAGCCCUGUUUUUAGCUUGUGAAAUAGUUGGGUCACAUGUAGUAGAAUGUAUAAAAUCAAAUAUUUAUUACUCAUCAGUUUAUCUUAUCAUUACUUGUGUUUUUAAAGUAGCUUGAAAGGUGACAUUUCCAUGAGUAUUCACAUAUUAAAGAUAACUAUUAGAAGAUAAACUUACAUUUUGGGGACCGUAUAAAUCAUUGAAUUAGCCCGGGACUUCAUUUUCCUGUUUGCCCAAAGUGUGUAAGUAGAAGCUUUUCCAUAUUCCUGCACAUGAUUAACCCCUUACCAUCCAUCAUGGUGGGGCAUAAUGUAUAUAAAGUAUUUUUAUAUGUAUGCAUUUUGCCAAAUACUAUGUUUUAAGAGAUUUGGCAACAUCUGGACAACUGAUUGAAGGGAGAUAAUCUCUCCCCAGACCACCUCCUUUCCCUUUCAGACUUGUACAGGCCCAUGCUAGUGUCAUAUCACUCAUCAGGACAUGCAGCUCAUACACCAACACCCAUCCCAGCACAUGUGGAAGAUGACUUUUUAGGAGAGAAUAUGGAAGUCUAGAGAUCAUGUAACUAGUCCAGCACUACAUCUCCCCAUCUGCCUGAAGCAUGCAAUGGAAGCUCUUUUAUCCUCAUUAACACGAUUAAAUGCUUUCCUUUCAUCUUGGUAGGACAUAAUGUAAAUAAAUGUGUGUGUGUGUGUGUGUGUGUGGCCAAAUAUCUAAUUAUCUAAUGAGGUAUGUGGCUACAUCUGGACCACUGAUUGAAGGGAGAUGCACUCUCCCCUGCUCCAUUUCCCUUGUCCUUCUUAACAUUGCUGCAGGCCCAGGUUCAAUGCAGAUCACUCCCUGGAGUUGGCAGCUUAGGUCACUAACCACCAAAUUUCACAGCAUGUAUAGAAGAUAAGUCUUAGGGAAUUAGGAGCCUGGAAAUCAUUUUAUUGUUCCAGCACCAAACUCUUCAUAUACCUAAAAUGUGUAAAUGGAAGUACUUUCAUCUUCAUCAACAUGAUUAUGCCCCUUCCUUCCAUCUCGGUAGGGUAAGCUGUAUAUAAAUAUUUUGUACAUAAAGGUCACCAAAUACUUUAAGUGGUAUUUGGCUAAAGCUGGACGAGGGAUUGAAGGGAGAUGCUGUCGCCCGGUCCCUCUUCUCUGACCCCUCUUAGAGCUGCUGUGGGCCUAGUUUAGAGAAUCACUAGCCUGGAGGGGCACGGGCAGCUCGCCCAUCUUAGAGCACCAGUUCAUCUUACGAUAAAAGCCCAUCUCCAUUUAAAAACUCAGAAAUCAUCCCAAUGCCUAUACUCCUCAGAACAAUUUCCCUAAGGGAAGCUUGGUACACCAAACCAAAAGAACAGCUGCUUCUCUUCCAGACAGAAAUGUGGCCCCUGGCAGGGCACCAGCAUUAGGGAAACCAGGGUGCUCUGAAGAACUACCAUGAGAACAUUUCAGAUACUCAAACUUGAAACUGGCAUGAAGCAUCAGCAUGUUUAAAUGUGGGGUAGCUGUUUAAAUUUCCAAGAGUUUGCAGAUACUUCCUCUUGUCAGGGAUUUGAUGUACUUAGCCCUCUCCCAGGCAGUGUAAAGGAGACAGAGAAAGUGUAAGAGUUCUGGAUUAAUAUAAUUUGAUAUGUGUUUCUGGGUUUUGGAAGUAGAGUGCCUUUUUGCAAAGUGGAUACCAUCUUUUUAGUUUGAGUAUUGAUAGCAUCAGUGGAAGUGGGCAGGGGGCAGUAAGUUGUGAAUACUGGGUUCUGUGGUACGUUACCUCUACUGGGUUGGAAUUGUUUCAGCUUUUAAGUCAGGAUCCUGAAGCUUCCUUCCACUCUUCCACUAAUGAUGCAAUAAUAGCUAUUUUCAUUUUAAUGAGCAGAGAACAAAAAAGAAAUGUUUUAGCUCUGCCUUCCAGCACCAGGUUCCACUUAUUGCUCCUCACUUCAAAUAUCGCUGCCACUUACCAGACCAUCCUCAAAGCUAAAGGAUUGGGACACAGGCAAAGGCAAGGUGUGAGAACGCUUGGCAGCAUCAGGCUGAGCCCUGUGGAUAAAAAUCAUAUGAUUGGGCCUCCUGGCAACAAGCUUGAGAGAGAAGAGUACCCAGAACCUCAAAAUGUAUUUAUUGUUUUCUUGCUCCCAUCUCUAGAUUAGAUCGAAUUUUGUUUUGUUGUUCAGAAGUUAUUAAGUGGAGGGGCUGAGUGAGGUGGGGAGGAAGAUGGAAAUUAAAGGUUUCUAUCUGGUGAUGGGUAGUAAGGAGGGCACGUAUUGCAUGGUGCACUGGGUGUUAUAUGCAACUAAUGAAGCAUCAAACUUUACAUCAGAAUCUGGGGAUGUACUGUAUGAUGAUUAACAUAAUAUAAUAAAAUAAAAUUAAAAAAAAAGAAAUGCAAAAAUAAAAAAUAAAAAUAAAAUAAAGGUUUCUAUUUGCUUAAGGGGAGAAGUAAGCUCUGCUCAGCUUACCACCUUCCAUCCACCCAUAACAGUAAUGAUUAAACAUUCAGGAGAUGGAUGGAAGAAGUGUUUCAAAGUUUAAAUUUGUAACCUGGCUCUGGGUACUGUUCUGGGAAGGCCAUACACUUCGCAGAAGUCAUGCUAGUUUUGUGAUGCAUCAUUGACUUGGGAGAGGGUGAAGGAGACUGGACUUUUCUCUGACAUCUUCCAUGGUAGUCAUUUCGAGCACACUGGCUCUGCUAGUCGGUAUGGUGGAAGGGCACUGUACUAACAGACUUAGAGGCUGACCCCUAAUCCCAUCACCAACACUUAGCAGGUGUAUGAUCAUGGGCAAUUCAUUCAAUUGCCUGACAAUUAUAGACUACAUAGGGGGAAGAGCACUGGAUUUGGAGUCAAGACGCCUGGACACUUGGCUCCACACUUUCUUAGCUGAGUGACUUUGGGGCAAGCCACUUAGUCUCUCAAGCCUAAGAUUCUUCAGCUAUAUUAUAAUGGGAAUAAUAUCUUCACUAACUACCUCACAGAUUUGUGGUGAGAAAAUAAUCAGAUAAUGGGAUGAAAACACUAUACUGGAAAGGGCUAUACAAAAGUGGGAGAUCAUUUUCAUCAUCUAUUCACUAAUGUUUUCCACUGCCUCUUAAAUCUCUAUUUUCUUCUGAGCAUUGAGUAUGAGCAGUCACAGCAUGGGUAUGACAUACGUAGGGGACUGGAAUUAUUUCAUUUUUAACACAGAGACGGGAGAGGUAGUUGAUGGGUGGGUGCGUGUUGUAUACGAGUGAUAUGUGUGGUGGCGCAUUUUCCUGGGUCAUCUUGACAGUACCCCCAGGACAUGGUCAGGGCCCUUGCAGUGAGUCUAAAGCUGGACACAAGUGGGGGAGCAAACAGUGAUUAAGAAUUGAGGGGAGAGUCUGGGGCAGUGCUGCCCUCCUGCCAGGCUCUGUCACCACAGGGGUAGGCUAUGACUUGAGGUGUGACAGGAGACCUAGGAGCGAAGAUUAUCCUUAAGGCUCUAGCAGCUUUGUAACAGGCUCUAGCCCUGAUAGUGAAGGGGAGAAAGUGUCACCUGUGAGAUCAGCUCUCCCGGUCAGCAACUGCCUUGUUAUCACCAGCAACCUUAGCGUUGUCAGUAUUUUUGUGCUAAGAAGGAUAUCAAAACAUGGCGUCACGGGACCUUCCUAAGUGCGUGGAGGCAGGGAGUGUCUCAUCAAGCUUUGUGUCUUCAGUAGCGUCUAGUCAGGUGCUUUGUAUAUAUCAGGUGCUUCAUAAAUGUUGCUUGAGUUGAAUUGUCCUCCCGCCCCACAAGAAUGAUGCUCCAUUGGUCAUCAUGUGAUGUUUGGAAAACAGCACUGAUUUGGAUGCCCGCUGUGUGUGACUUUGGGCAAGACUUUCCAUCUCUCUUGAGUUCAUUUCAUCUGUAAAAUGAAGUGAGUGAAUUAGAUGCUUUCUAAGGUCCUUCCCAGCUCCCAAGCGUUACAAUAAUCCUGUGAUUCUGAAGUUUUCAUUGCCUCUGAGCAUGCGUGAGUAAUGCCUCUGUUGCAGCUCCAUCCCUCUUCAGAAGGUUUUCUAUCCAGAGGAAGAGGUCUGAACAUUCCAGACAGUUAUCUGUUCCUCUUCAGCAGUUUUUACUGUCUUCAGAAAAGGAAAACUUAAAAUAUAUAAUAUUUUCUCCUCAAAAUUGGUGGAGAAGAGGAGGAAAUGCAAAGAAGGAAACUGAACACAGUAAACACAGCAUGUUUUUCAUAGGCUUUUACUUAAAGUGUAUGUGUGCAUGCGCGUGCGUGUGUGUGUUUCUGAGCACAUAUUGAUAAUGAGAGAAGCCAAUCAGAAAUACGCUGUGCAAUUGAGACAAGCUGGCCGCGGUUUUAAAAUUUCCCAUGGGUAAUCUAAAUGUGAGUAGAUAGGAAUUGGCCAUAUGGUGAAAUGAGAUGAAUAGAAAAUGUGCUUUUUAAGGAAGUUUUAUUUUAGUACCAAACAUUGCCAGUGACAAUCUUUAGUUAAGAAUGAAAUUAUUCUGAACUAAAAUUCUUAUCUCUGUCCUUUUGGUUUAAAAAAAAGCGCUAUAUUCAUGGAAUAAUAUUGAUAUUUUAAUUAAACCUUUAUCUUAAUUCUGUUUCAUCUACUCAAGGAAAACAAGCAGCAUUUUUCAUUGCAUUUAAAAAUGUAAAAUACUUGCAUGCCACCAAUUGUAAUAUCUUACCAGUUUGGAUGCCUGUAAUGUGUGACUUUAUGUGUACCUGUAUUGUUUGAAGAGAACAAAGGAAAUAAUACUUUGUAAGCUGUUUAAACUUAUAUUGGCAACAUUUAUUUGGCUAAGCAGUUAUUGAAAAUUCACAUAGUUUCACUUUUCGUUUCGAAAGUUUUCAAAGGUAAACAUUUAUUCAUUAGGGAAUUAAAGACUAAUUUGCCUUUUAAAUGUGAAAGUGGACAUUGUGGGAAAUAAGUGUGUCAUAAAGCAAAAUGUAUGAAGUGUGAAAUCCUCUUACCCUGAAAAUUAAUAGGAAUCCAAGUGGGCACAAAUAGGUGUAAUGUUUGACCCUUUGGAAUUAGCCAGCCAGACCUAAUGCUAAGGUAAAUGUAUACUGUUUUAAUUCAUCAAGAUCUUUCUGCUUUCAAAGAUAUGAUGUAUUCAUUUAUGCCUGGAAUGAAGUUCCCAAGUGAAAAUGUACAGAACAUUAGGAAUUAAUAAACUUUCCUUUUAAAAUGGAA
Molecule: messenger RNA, 8856 nt
Organism: Ailuropoda melanoleuca (giant panda)
Lineage: Eukaryota; Metazoa; Chordata; Mammalia; Carnivora; Ursidae
Gene: TMOD2
Product: tropomodulin 2
Exons: 10
Coding region: 88-1143 (351 amino acids)
Biological process (GO): pointed-end actin filament capping; actin filament organization; myofibril assembly
Cellular component (GO): cytoskeleton; myofibril; striated muscle thin filament
Molecular function (GO): tropomyosin binding
Source: RefSeq, a predicted model, not a curated record